Molecule: messenger RNA, 3021 nt
Organism: Ostrea edulis (European flat oyster)
Lineage: Eukaryota; Metazoa; Mollusca; Bivalvia; Ostreida; Ostreidae
Product: integrin beta-6-like
Exons: 23
Coding region: 86-2485 (799 amino acids)
Biological process (GO): cell-matrix adhesion; cell adhesion mediated by integrin; integrin-mediated signaling pathway
Cellular component (GO): cell surface; integrin complex; focal adhesion
Molecular function (GO): integrin binding
Source: RefSeq, a predicted model, not a curated record
UACGACUUCCUAUCCGACACACACACAUGUACUUUAACGUGAGUAACACAUUUAUAGUCACAGUUUCCUAUCCGUUACUUACCUGAUGACAACAAUAGAUGACGGCGAUAGAAACGACAAGAUGUGUUUAAAUGCCCUCUAUACAGGAAUUAUUAUCACUGUAAUAGCAGUAUGCAUUCCAGAAGUCAGCCUGCAGAUGUGUUCGGGAUCGCGCUGUGGAGAGUGUCUCGUCACCAGGGGCUGUGCUUGGUGUAAGGAUCGGGAUUACGGAUUUGACAGAUGUGCGAAUAUGAACAAGAUAAUCGAUGAUGGGUGCAUUGAUAUAGUGAAGAGGAAAAAUCAUACCUUACAGAUUAUUCAGGAUGAUGAUUUUUCUGACGGAGGUCCACGGAAAGAUCCGAUCCAAAUUAAACCACAAAGAGUGAAAAUAAAACUCGUACCUAACGCUGAUGGGCUCGAACUCCCUAUUUUCUACAGAACUGCCCGCAACUUCCCUCUCGAUCUGUACUUCUUGAACGAUCCCUCUUACACGAUGCGAUCACUGGUAUCUACCCUUAACAAUCUAGUCAAUGAUAUAGCUGGAGAAAUCGCCACAUUAACCAACGAUUUCAGAUUCGGACUCGGGACGUCUAUGGACAAAGUCAUCAUGCCCUUUACCAGAACUGAUCCUCGAAGUGUGGAAUUUCCCUGUGGGGAUGUCGCUAUCUACUGUGACCAACCAUACUCUUUCAUUCAUCGACAACCUCUCACUCGAAACAUUCAAAACUUUAGGGCCGCUCUAAGUCGCGUGAACACAACCGCUAAUACUGACAUCACAGAAGGACUGUUUGACGGACUGAUGCAAGUCAUGGUUUGUGGUGAUCGAAUAGGAUGGAGGAGGAAAUCUAGACGAAUGGUUAUCUUCGCCACUGACAUCAAUUUCCAUCAAGCAGGCGACGGGAGGUUUUCUGGAAUUCUAGAACCAAAUGAUUGUUUGUGUCACCUAGAUAGCAAUGGGAAAUAUACAAAGGCAGAAAUUCAGGAUUAUCCAUCUGUUGGACAAAUCUUACAAAAAGCACGUGAAAACAACAUAAACGUCCUGUUCGUUAUAGGCGGUGAAGACAAUGCUUAUGUUAGAAGGGUCUAUUAUGACAAUUUGGCUGCUUUCCUUCCUGGCGGUAUAGACAAAGCCUCUGCGCUGAACACGGAUGCUUCCAACAUUCUCAGAAUUGUUGGCGAUAGUUUUAGGCGCCUUCGCGAUACUGUGAAAUUAGUGACAAGCAGUCUUCCAGAGGAGCUGGUACUGACCCUGUACACCGACUGCAACACCAACGGGCGACUCAACGAUUCAACAAAUAUUUGCACAAAUCUGACAUUGGAUAAAACGGCAAACUUCAUCGCUUAUAUACAAUCAAACCUGACAGAGUGCCCUGAUAAAAACACCUUCACUUUCACCAUCUUCCCUGAGGGUCUGGAGGAGCGGGUGAACGUUGACUUUGAACACGUGUGUGACUGCGACUGUCAACUUGAACCUGAGGCGGAACCACGUAGUCCUAAGUGUAACGGGAGAGGGCGCUACGAAUGUGGAACAUGUAUCUGUGACGAUGGAUGGUUUGGGGAGACCUGCGACUGUGACGGGAGGGGUACUGAAACCGAGGCUUGCGGCACAGAAUCAGGAAUUUGUAACGGUGCCGGAAACUGUACCUGCCGGAAGUGUGACUGUUUACCUGGAUACAGCGGAGAAAAAUGUGAAUGUAAUGACCAGAACUGUCGUUCACAUAACGGAUUGCUGUGUGGAGGUCCAGCCCAUGGCAGAUGUGUUUGUGGAGAAUGUGUUUGCAAUGCUAAUUAUACUGGAGAUGCGUGUGACUGUACGACGAUAACUGAUACAUGCAGAGAUAAGAACGGGACCCUGUGCUCAGAUAAUGGUGAUUGUGAGUGUGGGAGAUGUCGCUGUAACGUGGGAUAUAGAGGACCCGUGUGUAGACGGUGUCAGAAUUGUCCUGGGACUUGUGAAAAUAACAACGACUGUGUAGAAUGCAUCGGAUUUAAACAGGGACGCUACAACGAAACUACAUGCAAUCGGAAAUGUCGAAACGUAGAAACUGUACCUCUUCUGGAAGAGGCGUCCAUCGACAAUGGAACCUCUGUAACAGUUUGUGUUCUACAAGACGAAUUUGGAUGCAUUAUAAACUUUAACGUCCAUGACCUUGAGAUGGGACAAAGGAUACUAAUCAAGUCUACUAAAAGAUGUCCCCCUAGCCCUCCAGAUCCACUGACAAUAGGACUCAGUCUCUCCGGGGCCAUCUUUCUGAUAGGUCUUCUGCUUCUAGUCAUCUGGAAAAUCUUGACAAUGUUAUACGACAGCAUGGAAUACUCAAAGUUCGAAUCAGAAAUUCAGAAUCCAGCCUGGGAACAGUCCGAAAAUCCAAUUUACAAAGAGUGUGUAACAACGGUUCAAAACCCUUUGCACGAUACCGAAGGAAAUGGAAAUUCAGGUUUUUGAGGCGAAAACUGAACCACACUAACUCUGGCUGAGAGGUGCUGCAUCUGGAUGAAACACCCACUCUUCUGAAUCGGAUAUAAAUCAGAAACCGUGUCAUUUUUAAAAUGAGUUUAGACUUUAUUUCCGCUUAUUAAAUGUGCAUAAUAUGCCAUUAAUUCUAAUUUUUGAUUUGUUCACACGACGUUUUUCAGUGGAACAUUUCAAUAAAGUCUUUGAACUGUAUGUUGAAAAGAUUAUUUAAAAUCAAUGUGUUUGACGAAUAGUGUACGUAAAAGUUCACAGCGUCAAUACUACUAAUUGUAUUUGAUGUCAUAAUGUUUUAACAUUCUUUGUAUCUCAAGAUUUUCCCAUGAGUCGUUUUCUUUCAUUUUCCGUUAGAUGUAUAAUAAAUAAUCAGAAACAAAAAUAGCCCAUGUCUAUCGUUACGGGCAAGCUCGUAUGACUUUUGCGAAUUGAGUUAAUAUAUUUAACGUUAAUCUAAUAAUAGACAAUAUUUUCGUACAGCUCAAUUUUAAAUAAAAGUAACCCCAAUUUUC